Messenger RNA from Leptopilina boulardi, 8071 nucleotides. It is a transcript of the gene Flo2, whose product is annotated as flotillin-2. Gene Ontology annotation, biological process: protein localization to plasma membrane; regulation of myoblast differentiation. The transcript has 8 exons. The record is from RefSeq and is a predicted model, not a curated record. Gene Ontology annotation, cellular component: plasma membrane. NCBI's taxonomy places the organism in Eukaryota, Metazoa, Arthropoda, Insecta, Hymenoptera, Figitidae. Bases 231 to 1511 code for a protein of 426 amino acids. Gene Ontology annotation, molecular function: flavin adenine dinucleotide binding; oxidoreductase activity, acting on CH-OH group of donors.
CUCUAUGAAGUUAAAAGAGGGUCACAGCAGAAAACGAAUGUGGCUUUUGGUGUGAGAUCGGCACAACCCUUUUUACAAACGGUGAUAAAUUUUUUUUUAUUAAAAAAUAGUGUCGUGUCAGUGUUAAUUGAGGAAAAAGUUGUCAAUUCAGUGAAAACUAGUGAGCAUCGAUUGUGUCAAUAAAGUGCCGGCUUGUUUUUGCUUGUACAUUCUUUUUGGAGCUUAGAAACAUGGGAAAUAUCUACACUUGCGGACCAAAUGAAGCGCUUGUAGUAUCAGGAGGAUGUUGCGGUUCAACGAAAAAGCGAACGAUCGUUGGGGGCUACGCCUUCACCUGGUGGUUUGUCACAGAUGUUCAACGUUUAUCACUGGAGGUCAUGACAUUGAAUCCAAUUUGCGAGAGUGUCGAGACAGCACAGGGUGUCCCAUUAACAGUUUCAGGUGUAGCUCAAUGUAAAAUAAUGAAGGCCGAUGAAUUACUUCAUACAGCUAGUGAACAAUUCCUGGGAAAGUCCGUCCAUGAGAUAAAAUCAACGAUUUUGUCCACCCUUGAGGGUCAUCUGCGAGCGAUUCUUGGCACUCUCUCGGUUGAGGAAGUUUACAAGGAUCGAGAUCAGUUUGCUGCUCUUGUACGAGAAGUUGCAGCUCCAGAUGUUGGUCGCAUGGGUAUUGAGAUACUUUCAUUUACAAUUAAAGAUGUUUUCGACGACGUUCAAUAUCUUGCCUCCCUCGGAAAGGCAAGAACUGCUGAAGUGAAAAGAGAUGCUGACGUCGGUGUCGCCGAAGCUAAUCGAGAUGCUGGCAUUCGGGAAGCUGAAUGCGAGAAAGCGGCAAUGGAUAUUAAAUACAAUACUGACACGAAGAUUGAGGACAAUGCGAGACUUUAUCAAUUGCAGAAAGCGAAUUUCGAUCAAGAAGUUAACACUGCCAAAGCUGAAGCACAGCUAGCCUACGAGCUUCAGGCCGCAAAAAUAAAGCAGAGAAUAAGAAAUGAAGAAAUUCAAAUUGAUAUUGUCGAAAGAAGAAAGCAAAUUGAAGUUGAGACUCAAGAGGUACUAAGAAAGGGACAUGAACUUGAAAGUACUGUUCGCUUGCCAGCCGAAUCUGAACAUUAUAAAAUGGGCAAAAUCGCUGAAGGAAAGAGGUCACAAACAGUUGAUGUGGCAAAGGCAGAAGCUGAAAGAAUUCGAAUGAUUGGUGAAGCGGAAGCACACGCAAUGCAAGUUGUUGGUAUAUCGGAAGCUGAAAGAAUGCGUAUGAGGGCUGCUGUUUAUAAAAAAUAUGGAGAUGCUGCCAUUCUCAAUUUGGUGCUAAACGCAAUGCCUAAGAUUGCUGCAGAAGUUUCUGCUCCUUUGGCAAGGACAGACGAAAUUGUACUUUUGGGCGGUAAUGGUGCAUACAGUGAAGAACUCACCCGACUUGUUGGCCAAGUUCCACCUGCAGUGCAAGCACUCACUGGAGUUGAUGUAUCAAAAGUAUUUGGAAAAAUUCCUGGAGCAAAAGCAAAGUAAUUUUGUCAUCUAGUCACACACAACUUGAACAAGCACCCUUAUGGCUUUUUGCAUUCCGAUUUUGAAAUCAUGUCUCUAAAUUAAAAAUAUUCUUUGCCUCCCUCAAGAAGAUUCAAUAAUUAAUUCUAAUUAAUAAAACUGAUAAAAAAAAGAAUAUUUAUCUUUUUUUUUGGGGUUUUUUUUACACAUAUAAAUAAAUAUGUAACUGUAAAAGGUGCAAAUGAAAAGAAAAUUCUGGAAUUCCUGUAAUUUUAAGCUAUAUGAAAAUAUGUUAACGAUUUAAUGGUAAUUUAGUAUAUUUUUUUUCUCUCUCUUGCUUGUAUUAAAAUACUAAAAAAAAAAAUCGCAAUGCCAGUAAUUAGGUAAUAUAUAUGUAGCGGCAAUCAAACAAAUUUUCUAUUCAUAUGUUUGAUUGAACAAUUUAUAAUUUAAACAUACUGUAGUGCCCUAGAAUUCGUAAAACCAAAGAUGUCCGUAUUGAAUUUUAUUUAAACUGACAUUUUCUAUUUUACUUUUUAUUUUUUUUUAAUCAAAGUUUUACGAAAUCUUGCCGAUAAUUAUUUGGAAAUUAAUUGAAAUUUUCAUUCUAAUCAAGAUGUGAAAAAUAAAUUACAAUGAUUUGUAAUUAUUUUACUUGAUUUUUUGUUUGUUUUUACAAGUCUCGAUUCGAAUGAAAAAUGUCAAUUUUAUAGGAAUCUCUAUAUUUUUAUCAUUAAAAAAUAUCUACACGUAUAUAUGAGGUAUUCCAUGCCAAAUCGGAGAACAUUUGACUUUUGCACCUCAGAUCAUUUUGAAAAUUUUUUUCCUUUUAGUACUCAUGAAGACUAGCUUUCACGAUUUUUUUUCAAAUUUUUUCAUCAAGCCCUUUAGGAGAUAUCAAUUUUUGAAAAAUUACGUCACUUUUUUUUGAAAUGCUUGUAAUUUCGCUAAAAAUUGACCAAACUGGAUCAAUCUUAUAUCAAAAUUUUUGUUUUUAAACGUACUUUUCAAAAAAAAAUAUUGAAAGUUAUUUUCGAAAAAAAUUUUUAUUAGAUUUUUGAGAUUUAAGACUAAAAAUUCAUUUUUGAACCUGUGUGUAUCGAUCGAUUUUUUUCAAAAUUUUUUUACAAAAACUGCUCUAAAUUUGACAAAUUUUGAGCCUAGUCCGAUAAUGGGAAAACGAUGGGAACUAUUUUUUUCGAAUUUUCAAAUUUCAUGUUUUUAAUUAUCUGUAUGGAAAUCAAACAAUAAUCAUUUUCUCUCAUUCAAACCCAACGAUUAUUGUUUGUUUUAUAAAAUAAAAUAGUUUAGAAAAUAAAUAAUAAAGUAAUAUUUUAAUUAUUUAUCUAAAAUUUUGUUUUAUUUGUAGAAGUUAUUAAGCAAUUUAAAAUGAAUGAUUUUCAAAAUAAUACCAGACAACUCGACAAUUAAUUAAUAUGAAUGAAAUCUUUAAUCACAAAUUAAGAAUUAAAAAAUAAAUUUACAGUAGAGACAAAAUAUGAGAAAGCAAAGAGAAUAGAUGGAACGCAAAAAUUUCAUUGAAUGAUUCCAGAAGAAAAUGGCAAUUUAAGAUUUAAACAAUUCUCAUCCUCUGUUGAAUCUCGAAUGCGUAAAAUAUUUAAGCUUGUAAAAAAAUAAAUUCUGCUCAAUGAAAAAACUUUAUUGAACAUGUUUAAUAAUGUUUUUGUUUAUAUCUUUUUCCUUUAAUCAAUCUAAAAUAAUUAAUCUCGAGGUGUCAAAUAAAUACACAUUAUUAAUUAUAUAUAUAUAUAUAUAUAUAUAUAUUGUAAAAUAGUUCUUAGAAUAAUUUUAAAUACUUUUUAAGGUGAAUAAUUAAAAACAUGAAAUUUGAAAAUUCGAAAAAAAUAGUUCCCAUCGUUUUCCCAUUAUCGGACUAGGCUCAAAAUUCGUCAAAUUUAGAGCAGUUUUUGUAAAAAAAUUUUGAAAAAAAUCGAUCGAUACACACAGCUGCAAAAAUGAAUUUUUAAUCUUAAAUCUCAAAAAUCUAAUAGAAAUUUUUUUCCAAAAUUACUUUCAAUAUUUUUUUUUGGAAAGUACGUUUAAAAACAAAAAUGUUGAUAUAAGAUUGAUCCAGUUUGGUCAAUUUUUAGCGAAAUUACAAGCAUUUCAAAAAAAAGUGACGUAAUUUUUCAAAAAUUGAUAUCUCCUAAAGGGCUUGAUGAAAAAAUUUGAAAAAAAUCGUGAAAGCUAGUCUUCAUGAGUACUAAAAGGAAAAAAAUUUUCAAAAAGAUCUGAGAUGCGAAAGCCAAAUGGUCUCCGAUUUGACAUGAAAUACCUCAUAUAUAUAUAAUUUAAUGAUAAUAUUGCGAUUAUUCAUUGAAUAGAAGUAAUUUUAUUAUUUUCGAUAAUAUUGCAUAUAUAAUAAUAAUAUAUGUGAAUGAGACCUGAUUUACAUAUAUAUAUAUAUAUAUAUAUAUAUAUAAUUUUGGAAAUUAUUUGUAUUUUUAUGUUUUACUUUACUUGUGUGUGAAUAUACAUUUCUUAUAUCAUUUUUACAAAAAAAAAAAAAAAAUUUCACAAAAGAAAACACAAUUUAAUUUACAAUUUUAUAAUUUAAAUACUGUAUACGCGUUUAAAAAAGAGGCUAAAUUUCUAAAUGUAAAGAGCAAUAAUUAAUUGAAAUAUUAGGCAUCUGAAAUUAAAAAUUAAUUUUGUGUUAGUAAUAAAUAAAUGCCAAGAAUUAUAUUUGGCAUCCAUCGUGUUCAUUGAGUCAACAAAACUCAGUCACAUCUAUCAUUCGAUAAAAAAAACUAGAUGAAAAUUGAAAAAAAAAUAUAUAUAUAUAAAUAUACCUAACUUCUAUUUUAAAAAGAAAAUAAUGAUGUGAAUGUGAGUCAACAAAAAAAAAAUUGACUAAUUCAUUUUAGAACAUUUAGAGCUUAUUAAUUCGUCGGAAAUAAUAAUUGUAAUGGUGUAAAAAAGAAUAAUUGAUAUUUGAAAUGAAAUCUAGUAAUUUGAAAUAUUCUAUAAGCAGUUUUUAAAGCUGGCAAUAUUAAUAAAAUAAAAAAAAUAUAUAUAUUGUCAUUGGACGUCAUUGGAAAAGAAUUUAAUUGUGAUAUUCACAUUUUUGUGAAUAAAAAUUUGAAAUAUUAGUAAAGAAAAAAAAAACUAUUUUCAAACUAGAAUCUAUAAUAAAUGUCUAGAAUCUUGUAUGUCUCUGUAACAAAUCAAACACUUUCCUCAUAGACGUCCAUAUAAAUUCAUAAUUAAAAUAAUAAUCAAUGCAUGUCUCACAAGCUUAUUGUGAUUGAAUGAUUUCAUUCAUUGUGUUCAAUUGAAAAAUGUUUAAAAAAAAGCCUUGCUUAGUUAUACUUUUCACUGAAAAAUCAGAAAAAUUUAUAAACUAAUCUCCUAAAUUAAAUUCUCUGUGUUCAUAUUAUAAUAAUUCUAAAAAAAAAUAUUAGACAUUUUCGAUUUUUAUCAUUUAUUUUAAUUUAUUGCCAAUUCAUGAAUUUUUUUUUUUUUUUUUUUUUAUUGAAAAUUUAAUAUUUUUUUUAUCAAUUUAAAUUGUGAUUUUUUUUACAAUCAAUUUUAAAAAUCUAGUGAUUUGAAAAAACUAAUAUCGAAAAUGUCUAAUUAAAAACAUAAUUCUAAAUAGAUUAUUAUUUAAGUGAUGGUGUGAGUCUGAUAUGAAUUUCUAAAUAAUUUUUUGUGACAAAUAUAUUUCAACUAUUUUAUAAGAACUAAACACUUAAGUUUUCUUUUUUGAUAUUAUUAUAUUUGUAAAAUGCGUAUGACAUUUCAUAAAAAAAAGGACAUUUUUAUUGAGAUAAUUUUACAAUUUGUUUGAUAUAUGGAAUUUAAUCAUUAAGUAAAAAAAAAAAAAAAAAAAAUCUAUUCUAAAAUGUGCCGUAUAAUUUUUAUGUGAUUUCUACUCAAAUUUUUGGUAUCAAAAUAGUGUAUUUAUUAUACACGGAAAAAAAAAUAAAUAUCAAAUUUUAUAAAUGUAUUUUCACCUUUUGGAAAAUAUACUAAAAAGCAAAAUUUUUUUGUAAAAAAUUCUAAACUUAAAAAACUUGUAUAAAAUUUUAGAAUUUAAUAAUAAUUUAUUAAUGAAUCAAAUUUUAUUAAAUUUUAUGUAAGUUUUUUAAAAAUUCUUAUUUCUUAAAAUUUUGUUUUUUAAUACAUAUUUUCCAUGAAAAUAGUAUUUUUUCGAUAUUUAUUUUCUUUUCGUGUAUCAUUUUUUCUUUUUAUUGCAAUAUUUAAUUGCACCAGGCUCAUUUUUACUGAUUGUUAUAUAACAAGUGGAAUUUUUUUUUUUUUUACUAAAGUAUAUUUUGUAAGAUUUUGUGAAUAAUUGAAACAUACUUUUUCAAAACACUUACUGCAGAUUUUUCUAUUUGAAAUAACAUAAAUGAAUUUCAAACAUUUUUUAAAAAAAUAUUCAAAUACAGUUGAAUAAUAAAUUCAAAUAUUUUUAAAUAAAAUAGUGAAAUUUAAGAUUCUUUUUUUUUACAUAAAACAAUAUUUUUGACAUUUUUUUCCCAUUCACUAUUUUAAUUUCAAAUGAAAUUAAAAAAAUUUUUAAACGAAACUACUGUUUGAAUAUCAUUUUAUGUAAAAAAAACAAACAAAUAUUUUAUUGUAAUUUUUUUUUAUUGUAAAAGUAAUUUUUAUAUGUACUUGUUAUUUUAUAUCACAAGCAAAUACUGAUAAUUUUUCUUCGUUUUAUUGUGAAAAUAACUAAAAACAAUAAUAACAAUGAAAUAGAUAAGUGUGUUAAAAAAUUUAUUUGCAAUAGCAUAUUUAAGGCAUGGAUCUAGUAUUUAAGAAACAAAAAAUUAAAAUUUGGGGCAUUUUCGAUUUUUAUUUUUCGCAUAUUUUGUCUAAUGCUUCUGUGGUGAAAAAAAAAUGCUCCUGCAAUGCGCAACUUUUUUCGAAUCACUUCACACAUCCGUCUAUUUUAUACUCUUGUAAAUAUAAUAUAUCUGAAGAUUACACAUAUAUAAAUGUACAAUAAGCACAUUUAAAGGAAAAUUUAUUUUAAAAAAAUUCUUACAUCUGUUUUGUAAGCUAUUUCUCUAAUUUCUUCGUAUAAUUAACCAAAAAUUUAGUCACAAAUAGCAGCGAACAAUAUUUAGUUUUCCGUAUAUAAAUUAUACUAUAAAUUAUAUAAUUAUAUAUUGAACGUGCCAAUGCAAUAUAUUAUGUUUACAUUUCUGUAGUGUGCUAAAUAUAAAAAAAAAUAUUAACAAAAUGAAAAAUAUGUAAAAUUUAGAAAAUUGCAUAAACAUUUUCUAAAUUUAAAUUCAAUGUAUGUACAUAAUUUAAUUUAUUCCUUUUUCUUACAUUGUUUGUGCGAUUUCAGAAUAUUAUAUAAAUAAUAAUAAUCAGGAUAGAGUCCAACAAUCUCUUCAAAAAAAAAAAAAAAAAAAAAAAAAUGUUCUUUCCUAUAAAUAUAAGAAAAAUAAAGAAAAAAUAACUUGAUUUGAAAUUAAAUUAUUAUUUGGUUUGGAAUUUUUGUUUUAAAUUGUUCCAUAAAAUACGAAAAUAAUUAAUUUUUAUUUCGGUUUUAUUUUUAAUCGUGAAACAAAAAAAUUCUCCCAGUUGAGCAAUAUUGAAAAUAAUAAAUAAUAAUUUAAAAUUAAAAAAAAAAUUCGGUAGAGAUUGUCACGCGUCAACUAUUAAUUAAUAUACUUUCAUGUAUAAAAAUAGCUUGCCUAUAUGUAUUUUAUUUCAUUCAUUUAUUAAAAAUGUACUAUCUUCAAUAAAAAAAAAAAAAAAAAAAAAAAAAAUGCGCAGUGUUAUCGAUACAACUUACGAUACCACUGAGUGUUCCAAUGUCUCGUUUAUUAAAAAUAGGACAAACUUCGUAUAUAUAUAUAUAUAGAGAGAAAAUAUUGCAAAUUUAUCAAUUUUAUUCAAAAAAAAAAAUAAUAAAUUCAAGUCUUGGUAACAGAAAAAAAAAUUAAAUACAAAUCUGUAACAUUUUUCUCAAGCAUAUUUUCUCUAACUGUAUAAAAAAAAAGUGUAGCGACAGAGAAAUCCUUACUAAAUCGUGAAUUAAGCGAUUUGUAUAUAUAUAACUCAACGACCAUUAUAUUAAUCUCUCUCUACCUUUACUUUGAAUUCCUGACUUCGAUGUUCGCGUUAUUAUUAGAUUAUAAUCAAUCAAUUGAAACUUUAUAUAAAUGGAAAAGAAACAGGAAGCAACAUGAACAAAAACAAAAAAAAAAAAAAAAAAAAAAAAUGCGCUAACUUCAAAACUUAAAUUUUGAAAACAAAAAAAAAAUAAAUAAAUGUUUAAAUUACAUCAGUAAAAAAAAAAUUCAAUUUCAUCGACCAACAAUAAAUAAAUUAGUGUGAGAUGUGAAAAAUUUAUUAUAGAUAGCAAACCUGCGAUUCGCUGAAUUGUCUAAAGGAAAAUAUGAGUCUAGCCUUUUAUAACUGUGAAAAUAAUAAGAAAAAAAAGCAAUGUAUAUUUUGGAAUCUACAUGCUAGAGAAAUAAAAAAUUUCGACAUUUAGGUAGAAGACAAUAUUCUCUAAUGUAACUGAAAGUAUGAAAAUGAAAUGCGCAAUGUGAAUUAGUGCAUAUUUUUAAUAAAUGGAGCUGAUCACA